This is a messenger RNA of Budorcas taxicolor (takin), 867 nucleotides long. It is a transcript of the gene SLC25A45, whose product is annotated as solute carrier family 25 member 45. The transcript is spliced from 6 exons. Gene Ontology annotation, biological process: transmembrane transport. NCBI's taxonomy places the organism in Eukaryota, Metazoa, Chordata, Mammalia, Artiodactyla, Bovidae. Bases 1 to 867 code for a protein of 288 amino acids. Gene Ontology annotation, cellular component: mitochondrion. Gene Ontology annotation, molecular function: transmembrane transporter activity. The record is from RefSeq and is a predicted model, not a curated record.
AUGCCCGCGGAGGAGUUUGUGGCCGGCUGGAUCUCUGGAGCUCUGGGCUUGGUCCUGGGACACCCCUUUGACACUGUGAAGGUGCGGCUGCAGACCCAGACCACAUACCGGGGCAUCGUCGACUGUAUGGUCAAGACUUACCGCCAUGAGUCGCUCCUGGGCUUCUUCAAGGGGAUGAGUUUCCCCAUCGCCAGCAUAGCUGUGGUCAACUCCGUCCUGUUCGGGGUCUACAGCAACGCCCUGCUGGUGCUGACGGCCACCUCCCACCAGGAGCGGCGGGCCCAGCCGCCCAGCUACACACACGUCUUCAUAGCUGGCUGCACCGGGGGGUUCCUGCAGGCCUACUGCUUGGCUCCUUUUGAUCUCAUCAAAGUCCGGCUACAAAACCAGACGGAGCCCAGGGCGAAGCCAGGGAGCCCCCCACCCCAGUACCGGGGGCCCGUGCACUGUGCCGCCUCCAUCUUCCAGGCCGAGGGGCCCCGGGGGCUGUUCCGGGGAGCCUGGGCCCUGACUCUGAGGGACACCCCUACUCUGGGAAUCUAUUUCGUCACCUAUGAAUGGCUGUGUCGCCAAUUCACACUGGAUGGCCAGACCCCCAGCUCGGGCACAGUGCUGGUGGCAGGGGGCUUUGCCGGCAUCACCUCCUGGGUCGCCGCCACCCCCUUGGAUGUGAUCAAGUCCCGGAUGCAGAUGGCGGGGCUGAAGCAGAGGGCCUACAGGGGGCUGCUGGACUGCAUGGUGAGCAGCGCCCGGCAAGAAGGACUGGGGGUCUUCUUCCGAGGGCUCACCAUCAACAGUGCCCGCGCCUUUCCCGUCAACGCUGUCACCUUCCUCAGCUACGAACACCUCCUCCUCUCCUGGGGGUGA